AUGACGGAGGCAGGCACAACAGUUGGUGAAAACGAGGACGAUUGGCAAAUGUUCGAUGACCUUUCAAUCGACGGAGACCUCGCUUCCGAGGAUGACGAGGUUUGCAUACAUCCUAAGCUCUUGGAACCUCAGAUCAACCUUGCGGAGACACCUUAUCACCAAGGCGCCAAACGCUCUCCGUGUUCACCACAGGAUAACCAAGAAAGAUGCCACUCGAUGACCUCCAAGUCUCUAUCGCCCACUUGCUUGAGAGAAGUGAUCGAUAAAGGGGGAAGUGCUAUGAAGGACAUCAGCGUGGCAGGCAUUUGCAUGCUAUCCACUGCGGCCAUAAUGCUUGGCCCCGAACCAAACAACAGAAAGUCCGCUCUGGCCUCGGCUGAACGAGAGCAGUGGGAGCAGGCCAUGCAGGAAGAGUAUAAUAGUCUGAUCGAAAAUCAGACUUGGACAGUAGUGAAACGACCAGCAGACCGAAAGGUACUGACUGGUCGGUGGGUCUUCAAACGAAAACUUGGCUCCGACGGGGAAGUCGCUCGACACAAGGCAAGAUUUGUCGUUCGCGGUUUCUCUCAGAUAUACGGCCUAGAUUUCGACGAAACCUACGCCUCCGUGGUGAAGUCGGCAUCCUACCGGAUACUCUUUGCACUCCAAGCGCGAUAUGGAUGGAAGUGCCACCAGAUGGACAUUAAGACAGCUUUCCUCAAUGGCAACCUAGAACAUGAGAUCUUUGUCGAACCACCGGAAGGUUACCCCGAAGCAAGAAAUCAAGUUCUGAAAUUAUGCAAGUCACUGUACGGACUAAAGCAGGCACCAAGACAGUGGUACUUCAAACUCAGGGCUUUCCUCGAAGAGAGUGGUUGGAGAGUCUCAAACUUCGACCCAUCGGUAUUCAUUCAGGACAAUGAUAACCUCAUCAUGGAAGUCUAUGUCGACGAUAUCAAUAUAUUUGGCAUAAAUGAGGAUCGAAUCAUAGCGAUGAAGCACCAACUGGCGGCGCGUUUCAACAUGACUGAUCUUGGUCUGUGUGCCUAUUACUUGGGGAUGCAUGUGCAUCAAGAAACGAAUGGCGAUGUCCAUUUGCAUCAAGGAUCGUACAUCCAACAGAUCCUCGAACGAAUGAUGGUCACCCUGAGUCCCUUGAUUUUCAGCGACGAUAUCAAUCCAAGGUCGGAGCACUCAAUUAUGCAAUGGUGGUCACGCGCCCAGAUAUUGCCGAAGCAGUGGGAGUCGUCUCCAGGUUCUGCGCAAAUCCGACUGAAGAACACAUGA
Molecule: messenger RNA, 1266 nt
Organism: Beauveria bassiana ARSEF 2860
Lineage: Eukaryota; Fungi; Ascomycota; Sordariomycetes; Hypocreales; Cordycipitaceae
Product: retrotransposon protein, putative, Ty1-copia subclass
Exons: 2
Coding region: 1-1266 (421 amino acids)
Source: RefSeq, a predicted model, not a curated record